AUGGCAAAAAAACGCCAAACUGACGUGGCCGAGGAGAUCAUCCGGCGCGCUUCCGCAUACAUACCGGCUUUUGAGGAUGUUUUCACGGAGGAGGGGUUCUACAUAUUUUUUGCCUGCCUUACGGUAACAGUGAUUGUUGUGGUGUUCACCUGUGCUUGGUUUUUCGACGUAACUAUUACUGACGCUGGCGAUUUUGCACCUCGAUCUCAAAUAAAGAAACCUCGGAAAAAGAAACUGCCCACGUACGGAUAA
Messenger RNA from Mesocestoides corti, 252 nucleotides. The record is from the annotation of a GenBank genome assembly. Lineage: Eukaryota; Metazoa; Platyhelminthes; Cestoda; Cyclophyllidea; Mesocestoididae.